AUGAAAUCUGCUUCAAAUCUAGAUUUUGCAACUCCCAUACAGCCUAGUGGCAAUAGUACCACUACUAUACCAGUAUUCGAGUCAGCAGAGAUCGAAGAGUCAUCUGUUUCCAUCCCACCUCAUCCUUUAGGUGUCAAGCCCUCAGGGAAUCAAUAUACAGCCACCAGCAAUGCUCGUUACGCGAUUGGAUCUCUUCAGAUCUUGCCGGAUGAAGUGGUGGCCAUAUUAUUAGAAUCUUUGCAUCCUGAAUUGUUAGCCUUGCUUGGUUCUACUUGCAAAUUCUUAUAUGCAUUCACGCGAUCCGAGGAACUUUGGAAACCUUUAUUUAUUGAGUCCCCAGUAUCCAAAUCAGGUACCUUCAAAUGGCGAGGUUCAUGGCGUGCAACAUUCCUCAACAUAGAAGAAAGCCAGCUCUCAAAAAUCCAAUGUAACAAUGUCUUCUCCGACGUCUUAUACCGACCAUUCCUCUGCACCCACACCCCCCUAACCCCCUACACAACCAACAUCCCUCUGAAGAACCAAAUUCCCCGCCUCGAAAACCUCACUCCCGAAGAAUUCACCUCAACCUGGAGCGAUAAACCCUUCAUCCUCACUGCCCCAGUGAGAGAAUGGCCUGCCUAUCAUUCCUGGGACACCGAAGCUCUCCUCCGCCAACACAGCGAUAUCAAAUUCCGCGCCGAAGCCGUCGACUGGUCUCUCAAGACCUACAUCCAAUACAUGAACCACAGCGCCGACGAGUCUCCCCUCUACCUCUUCGACCGCGAUUUCCUCUCCAAAAUGAACCUCUCCACCCCCAAAGCCAGCUCCGCCCCACCCUACCAAAUCCCCUCCUGCUUCGGCGAAGAUCUCUUCCAGGUCCUCGGCCCCAACCGUCCCGACGACAAAUGGCUCAUCAUCGGUCCCGCUCGCUCAGGCUCAACCUACCACAAAGAUCCCAACGCCACCUCCGCCUGGAACGCCGUUCUCCGCGGCUCAAAAUACUGGAUCAUGUUUCCCUCCACCCCUUCUUCACCUCCCCCACCCGGCGUAUACGUCAGCUCGGAUCAAUCCGAAGUCACAUCUCCCCUUUCCAUCGCCGAGUGGCUCCUAGGUUUCCACUCCGAGGCGCGUCGCACGCCCGGAUGUAUCGAAGGCGUAUGUGCUGCUGGAGAAGUGCUGCAUGUACCCAGUGGAUGGUGGCACUUGGUAGUUAAUCUGGAUGCCAGUAUAGCUAUAACUCAGAAUUUUGUGCCGCGCGCGCAUUUGGUGGGUGUGUUGGGCUUUUUAAAGGACAAAGCAGAUCAGGUUUCGGGGUUUAAGAAAGAGGUGACGGAUCCGUACACGAUGUUUGUGGAGGGCAUGAAGAGGGAGUAUCCUGAGUUAUUGGAUGAGGCCAUGGGGGAGCUAGAGAGGAAAGCGGAAGGAAGGAAGAGGAAAUGGGAUGAGGCUGUUGCGACUGGGAAUGGGGAUGGGGAGGCUGGGGGAUUCAGUUUUGGAUUCGGUGGGGACAGUGAUGAGGAGGUGCCUUGA
Messenger RNA from Botrytis sinoallii, 1509 nucleotides. RefSeq lists its product as uncharacterized. The coding region runs from base 1 to 1509 and encodes 502 amino acids. Gene Ontology annotation, molecular function: protein binding; cis-regulatory region sequence-specific DNA binding. The transcript has 2 exons. The record is from RefSeq and is a predicted model, not a curated record. Gene Ontology annotation, cellular component: nucleus. NCBI's taxonomy places the organism in Eukaryota, Fungi, Ascomycota, Leotiomycetes, Helotiales, Sclerotiniaceae.